Sitodiplosis mosellana (orange wheat blossom midge) is the source of this 690-nucleotide messenger RNA. Its product is annotated as kelch-like protein 40. Gene Ontology annotation, cellular component: nucleus; cytoplasm. The coding region runs from base 1 to 690 and encodes 229 amino acids. Gene Ontology annotation, molecular function: ubiquitin protein ligase binding. The record is from RefSeq and is a predicted model, not a curated record. Lineage: Eukaryota; Metazoa; Arthropoda; Insecta; Diptera; Cecidomyiidae. Gene Ontology annotation, biological process: proteasome-mediated ubiquitin-dependent protein catabolic process; regulation of proteolysis. The transcript has 4 exons.
AUGGCAAAUAUACCAGGUGCAGAGCCAAUCAGAUCCGACAAAUUGCCGUCAUCCAAUUCCAAUUCGCCGAAAGCCGAAACAACCGAAAUAUUCGGUACGCCAAAUCUCACUGGUUUCUUUGAAUCGGGUGAUUUUUCGGACUUUGUAUUACGCUUCAAAGACAAAGAAUUCAAAGUUAAUAGAAUUGUUUUAGCAGCCCAUUCCGACUAUUUCAAAAGUAUGUUCAUCGGAGACUGGAAGGAAAAUAAAGAAAAAAUGAUGACAAUUGAUGAACAUGCACAUGUAACAUCUGAUGCUUGCGAAAAAGUGAUUAAAUAUAUGUAUGAUGGAAGAAUGGAAACGUCCAAAUUGGAUAUUUGCGUGUGUGCUGUUGCAAACAUGUGGCAAAUGGGAGAUCUGAAGAAAGAAUGUGAAAAAUAUAUGAUACCCCAGCUAUGCACAGAAAAUGUGGUUGAAUUUGGUGUCGCAGCAAAUCUCUAUGGUUUAAAUAAUUUAGAAACUGCUGCAUGUGAAUAUAUUCUUGCUAACGCGACAGCCGUGAUGCAGACUGAUGGAUGGAAUAAGCUAGAAAAUACUGAAUUCCCCGGAUCGGGACAUUUCUUUGGUGAAAUAUUAAAAAUUGUCACCAGAAAGGAUGAAAUCCCUCAAAACUCGUCCACAGCAAAGCGUCCGAAGAAUGAAUCAACAUAG